AUUUAGCUGGAUUACCGUCACUGACUCUCAGCAACUUCACACAUCAUUUAUCUCUGCUCCACAGGCAGCACAUUAGAUACAGAUUAUACAAAAUCUUGGCCUUCCCACAACCGUAUCAAGAUCAGCAAUAUAUCAACAUGAAAUACCCCAACAUCAUCUUCCUGUUGUUCUGCAUUGAAAUCAUGGUGGGGCAGUUCCUCAACGCCCAAAGUUCGCCUCCUAACAAUGAGACAACUACUGCACUGACACCAAGCCCAGCUGCACAAGACUAUCUCAACACAAACUCUACAUUCUUUGAACUAACAUCCAACAAACAAACAUCAGCCUCCCAAACCUCGGAUAAUCAUGUCACUUCUCCCCCACCUUCACCUCCACCCCAGACCCCCAGCACCCCCUCACACAGUAUCAUCUUCAGGAAGGAAUGUCUCUUACUGGUAAUGGUGGCAGGAGGGCUGAUCAUAGCUUGUGCCAUUCUGCUGAUUUCUACGUUUUUGUUGGCCUGUAAGGUCUGCCAACUGAACAGACGCAUCAAGAUGCUGAGCAGCAAUUCUGACCUGAUCAGCAAUACUGAAUACUGGAUGGGAACUGCCAAGAAAAAUGAAAAGAAGUCAGAGACAGACGCCAAAGAGACCACUGUGUUAAUGUCUGACUUAGGUCAAACAUGUGAUGGAGCAGGAGACAGCAGCAGCAAAGAUGAUAAAGGAAACAAGGAUGGACACAAAGAAAAAGGCAUAUCUGAGAAUGGGGGGGAGGUAGGAGACGCUGCCAAGACUGAAGAAACAUCAGCAGGUGAAAAUACAAAAGAGACGCCUGCAACCAUUGCUGAAAAUUCAUCCACCUCAAAGCCUCAAAAAGAGGAUGGGGAUUCCCAGUCCACCAAAGCUGAGGAAAACUCAUCCGCUGAAGGCAAAGAGGAAGUUAAGGAUGCAGCUUAAAGUUUAGCGUCUUAGGCCCUAAAGAGUUUUCCGAGCAACAGCCUUGACUUCCUUGUAGCUUCAAGGCCCCUUCAAGGGCAGGAACUAAGAAAUAGCCAAUUCUUUACUUAGGUUUUCAGAUAUAUUUACCUUACUUUUCUGGCAGCAUCUAUACUUUUACUCAUGACCUUUCAACACAAAUAUUUCUACUUUCUUCUUCUUAAAAUCUUCAGAUCUUUACUUAAACCUUAAAGAUCUAGAAAUAUUUUUGUGGCGUCAUCCAGAUCAAUUUUUCUGUACAUUUAACCUUUCCUGAGUAAUUUAUUACUCUUUAUCAUAGUACUCUGCGUCCUACAUUUGGCUGAUAGUCAAGUAUUUUCAUAUAUUUCAUUUACUGAACAUAGAUUUUCAGAAAAGCUCAGAGUAAAUUUAUAGGUUAUUGUAUCAAAAUGGAAAAUUAAAGCUAAAUAUAUCAUUAAUUGAACACAAA
This is a messenger RNA of Sphaeramia orbicularis (orbiculate cardinalfish), 1404 nucleotides long. RefSeq lists its product as uncharacterized. The transcript has 2 exons. Lineage: Eukaryota; Metazoa; Chordata; Actinopteri; Kurtiformes; Apogonidae. The record is from RefSeq and is a predicted model, not a curated record. The coding region runs from base 138 to 935 and encodes 265 amino acids.